Molecule: messenger RNA, 871 nt
Organism: Trichobilharzia szidati
Lineage: Eukaryota; Metazoa; Platyhelminthes; Trematoda; Strigeidida; Schistosomatidae
Source: the annotation of a GenBank genome assembly
CCAGAAUGUUUUGUUGCACCUAGGUCGUGUCUGUGGUCGGCAUUACUUUACUGCGUGAAAUGUCGAAGUUGGCUUCUCUGUUUUUCCGUGGUAGCCGUUUGGCAUUUUCGAAUGCUAGAACAGCCGGUUCUCGUCUUCUUGCAUCCCACAAACAAUGCAAUGCUAUCAAUUACUGUGCUAUUGCGACCAGGACUUAUUCGUCACAAAUUGACCGGAAAUUCAACCAAGUCUUGACCGAUGAAAUCAAACAAGAAAAAGAAAACUCUUUCACAUGCAACCCUCCAACAGGAUUCCAAAUAGCUAAACGCGAAGGGUGUGAGUUCGUCCUGCGUAAAGAAUAUAGUGAUGGAGUUUGUGUUGACAUCGAAAUUAACCUGGCAGGCAGCGUUUCUCCUGGUGCAGCCGAAGAUGACGGUGUGACUUCAUCUGACAGAAAACCAGAGGAGGAUAUACCACUGGAAGCCCGUCCAGACCUUCGCAUCAAGCUUACAAAACCUAGCGGCCGAGCUGUCAUUUUUAACUGCAGUCUCCCAAGCCGAGAAGUCGAACAGCAACUUGCCACAGAAGAAGAAAACAACCUCCCCACUUAUUCCGUGGAUUCUGUUGAGAUGGAACGGAUUCCAGGUUACUUUGUGUACACUGACCUGUUUGACGAUAACAUGUAUGAGCACACAAUGCAACUGCUGAUGGAGCGAGGACUCAACGCGGACUUCCAACAAGAAUUACAGGACUUCUGUACUUCAGAAGAGCACAAAUUAUAUCUCAGUUUUUUGGAUGAAUUCCAGGCUUACUGCAAAGAAUGACUUCAAAAUCGUACAGUAUUCACGUAGCCCUAUGUACCAAUGUUCAUAACAAAUGCAUUUUAUGCUAA